Molecule: messenger RNA, 1422 nt
Organism: Hydatigera taeniaeformis
Lineage: Eukaryota; Metazoa; Platyhelminthes; Cestoda; Cyclophyllidea; Taeniidae
Source: the annotation of a GenBank genome assembly
AUGGCGUCUUCUGAUGUGCAGCCGCAAAAUCAGUAUGAGUUUACAGACCUGCGAAAUAUCACAGAAGGGCGUCACAACGUCAUUGCUGUGGUAAAAUUUUUUAAACCCCCCAAAAAAACUCGUGGCAGUGGUUUCUCUAUGUUUGUAUCCAUAAGUGAUCCAUCCUUAAAGGGGGAUAAAUUCAGUGUCACUAUCAUUAAUAACAAUGUGGAAAAGCUGCCUCCGAUACGUUCUCCAGGCGACAUUGUAAUAAUGCACCGGUUAAGCGUAUCGGAUUUUCGUGGACGAUUACAGGGUUACGGCUCGGAAAGCAUUGGAUUUGCUGUGACCGUUUUUCCCGGAGCAAUAGACUCUUUGUUAAUUCCCUACGAACCUACCUCUGCUUGCACCUUUACUGACGUGGACUUGUCUCGGGUAAAAGAACUGCGGAAUUGGUAUAAUUCACCCGAUUGCCCUCUCGAGAAGGAAGGACUGCAAUUGUUGAAUCAUCCCGAGGUGGAACAGGAUAUGCAUAAUCUUUCUCGAAUUCAUUCAGUCAAGUUAAACUCAUUCUUCAACACGGAGGCUCAGGUGGUUGCAAUAUACUCUUAUCCAUCAGAAGUCAGCAACGAUCUCAUCCUUUGUAUAUGGGAUGGUGAGCCUCCAAAUGACAACUUACAUCUGCUUCCAUUUUACAAGCAUUCUGAUCUGGAGCACCCGCCUUCUCCAGAUGGAUUGCUGAUGGAUCCACGCCUUUCCUGUAUCACAAAACAUUCCUUUUCCUCAGAAGUGGUCGAUUGGUCUGUAUGUGUUUUCAUCUUUGACGAACAUGCGGAAUCUAUCAGAUCUCUGAAACCUGGGGCUUUUGUACGCCUUUUCAACCUCCACUGCAUCCCCAAGUACAAUCCGGACAAACGCAAAGUGGAAAUGCACGGAGGUGGACACCGCUAUGGGCGUAGGAUCGAGGUGCUGACAGAAGAAACGGCUUCAAUGGAUUUGCUAGAAAGGCUGAGGCUCGGUGAGAUGUCACGACGACCGAUAAACGCCGCUUCAUUGUGGCCUGAUAUGAAUUGUCUUCCUGUGAUGACAAUAGCACAAUUUUAUGAGGUCUUCAACAAACGGAAGUCCACAGAUCUCGGAAGUAUUAGUGAAUCAUCAUCCCUCUCUCCACCGAGUCGUAUUCGGUUGGCCGACGUCUCAGGACGCAUGCCUGUGGUGGUCUCCACUUCUGGUGUUGAGGCAUUGAUUGGAACUCAUUUUCCAUCGCUUCAUGCAUGUUUAAGAACCAUUCUCAACGGCGCGACUGCUGAGGAGAGAGCCGAAGCCGCGGAGGCAAUCAAAGAGGCUUGGAGUGCUUGCAUCGAUGGUUGGGUCGAUGCAAGACUGUUGGCUUUGCAAAACAAUUGUAAUGAUGAAUUUGAAAUGGUUUAUCUAGACGGUUGA